Messenger RNA from Arabidopsis lyrata subsp. lyrata, 987 nucleotides. RefSeq lists its product as uncharacterized. The record is from RefSeq and is a predicted model, not a curated record. Bases 110 to 706 code for a protein of 198 amino acids. Gene Ontology annotation, cellular component: chloroplast thylakoid membrane. Lineage: Eukaryota; Viridiplantae; Streptophyta; Magnoliopsida; Brassicales; Brassicaceae. The transcript is spliced from 2 exons.
ACCCAAUCUUCGAUUCUCUGCUUAGCUAGCUUCACUACCACACACAAACAGAGCUUCCGUCUUUCUUCUUCCUCCAUAUGCGUCGCUCUUAAAAUCCUUACGAUUCACAAUGUCCGUCGUUCUCAACGCCGGCUAUAGUUCUCCGCUUCAUAACAGAUCCCAUCCUGUUAUACCGUUAAAGACUUUGCCUUUUGCGUCAUACAUAUCUCUAAACAGUUCAAGAUGGUCACUGUUAAGCAAAAGAAGAUUGGUUGUAUCUUGUUUGGAUACAAACGACAAUUCUGUCACAACUACAUCCGUAGAUUCUUCGGAUUCUAAUAAACCAGCAAGUGAAUCUGUUGAAUCAGGCAAUGGCUCUGCAAAAAAAGCUCCACUGACAGCACGAGAGAGACUUAGAGCGGCUCGUGUUCUUAGCCGAUACACAGAAGCAACACCGAAACCGUCAAAACCCAAAAUGGGAAGCCAACUUCUUGAUGUGCUCAAGGAAAGUGAUAAGAAAUCAAAGAGGAAACCGGGUCUACCCGAAGCACCAACCAACAUGCUUGAUGAUAGCAGGAGAGGGAUGCCAAAGAGCGGCCUUACAUUUGAUUUACCGGGAGGCUCAGAUAUUCUCAUCAUCGCUUUCUCCUUUGUGUUCAUAAGCACAGUGAUGUUUGCUACUACUUUUCUUGUCUGGAAACUCGGAGCAAUACACUUCAACGAAUAGUAAAGUUUGAUAGAGUUUGGAAACCAUCAGGCAGAGAAGGAGAGAAAGAGAGUUUUGUGGCAAGGAUAGUUAUAGUGCAUACUUGGGAAUGUUCAUCACUUGGCCAACGCCGGUUUGAGAUGAGUGUAUAUACAUAUACUGUGUAGUACACAUAAUUGUGCAAUUAACUCUCUUCAUGCUUCAUUUGCAAUUUUAACCUUCACAAUGCUAGUAUCUUUUCACAAAAAACAGCCCAUGUACUAUUUGGGAUAUGUUCUUAAAGAAUUCUUCAAAUUUGUUCA